AGGCGACACACAUGGGAAGCACAGCACGGCUAUGGUGGACAGAAUGCGGCAUUUUACCAACUAAUAUAAAUUAACCACAGCCAGAAAAUGCAUUUUUUCUACAGAAUUCUCACACUGCUUAUUGUAGCGGUCUUACUUUACUUGUGGACAAGAAUAAUUCACGUGAUCUCUAACCAGCAAACAGCUAUUCUCACUAAAAUGAAAAACCAUAAAGAAGAGCCAAAUGUGUCCAUCAACACCUCAGACAAAUUCUUAUAUGUCCAACAGCUGCGUAAAAAAAGGCUAAGGGAAUUUUGUCCCCAACACCCGGAACUCAGUCGUUUGGAAUCCGUACAUGGAGUGGAGGAUCUUCUCUCUAGAAUGAUAGUGAAUGAAAAGCUACAAAUAGUGUAUUGUAAGGCUGGAACCUCCGGAAUGGAUCUUUGGGAAAAUCUCCUGCAAAAGAUUAAGAGAAGAGAUGAUGUAACAAUAGAGACACCAGUCAUUGACAAUAACGUCCUCAACUCAUCAUUGGCUUCCAAGCAACAAACCAGUUACAACUUGACAAUGGUGGAAAACAUCUUCCGAACUUACACAAAAGUAGUUUUUGUCAGAGAGCCUUUUGAAAGGCUUGUUUCUGUCUACAGUCAAGGCUUCGCAGGUGAGAUGACAUUCAGUGAGCUUUUAGAAGAUGUUCUCGACACAGAUUUCACAAUAGAUGAUGACAUGUUUAGACCAAUCGUCACUUUGUGCCACCCUUGCUUUGUCAAAUAUGAUUACAUAGUAAUGCACGACUUUUUAAGAACAGAGGUUUUCUACCUAAUGAAACGAAUAGGCCUACCGGAUUAUAUACUGCAGCCAGAGUUUUCAGACACACAGUCCAAAAUGACCCAUAAAUGGCUAAUGGAAAAUCUGUUUAGGGGGCUGACAAGACAGCAAAUAAAGCAGCUUGCCAAAGUUUACAGCCUGGAUAUUGAAGCUUUCAAUUUUCAUAAGAGUUUGCUUUUGAAGAAUUACAUUGGGAGAUUUGGAUAAUAGAUUGUUACAGUCAACAAAGCCCCCAUUGACCAUAAAUGUACAGUGGGAUUGAUAUGCUGCUACACAUCAUACAGACAUUAGGCCAAAUUAUGUUGUCCCUUAGACGGACACAUAUUAACACUUUGUGUUUCCAAACAGUUAUCUCAAGCAAUGACUUCCAUUGGGAAGCCGUAGAUUAAUCAUGUCGAAAGAUCAGUUCCGUAUCAUCACAAACCCCUUCAUGGCAACAGUUAACCAUCACUGUCUUAGAGGACCGUUGACCAACUACUCAUCCACAAGUCCGAUGAGAACCUAAAGCAUAUCUGUACGGACCAAAUGCUGAACAAAAUAUGAAUUCAACAUAUUUAGUAUUAUAAGUGAAGGGCCCUACUUGCUCUUGUAUAAGUGCCUUGUUGUCAUUAUAUGAUAUUUAAAGUGUUACUCUAACAUCAUAACCACUACAAUAAAAGAUACAAUAUGGUGUAGAGCUUAAAAUCGCACCUCAAUUACAAAGUGCUGAAACAUAAAGUUCUUAAAUUAGUGCUUAAUCUUAAAAAAGUGUUCAGCACAACCAAAAUUGGACAUACAUGGAUUGGAUCAUAUAUCAAAAUAAAUCUCAGGGCAGAUGUAAGAACAUAAUUCACUAUUGUUUAAAUUUGUGCAAACCACCGCAAAAUAUCAAUAAAAAAACAUUUGUUUAUUAGUACCAGUGACUCACAAAUGUCACCUUCAAUGUACUAUUGCAUAACAC
Pelobates fuscus (common spadefoot toad) is the source of this 1747-nucleotide messenger RNA. Its product is annotated as carbohydrate sulfotransferase 9-like. The transcript has 2 exons. The record is from RefSeq and is a predicted model, not a curated record. Gene Ontology annotation, cellular component: membrane. Gene Ontology annotation, biological process: carbohydrate biosynthetic process; proteoglycan biosynthetic process. Gene Ontology annotation, molecular function: sulfotransferase activity. Lineage: Eukaryota; Metazoa; Chordata; Amphibia; Anura; Pelobatidae. Bases 88 to 1014 code for a protein of 308 amino acids.